Molecule: messenger RNA, 1441 nt
Organism: Podospora pseudopauciseta
Lineage: Eukaryota; Fungi; Ascomycota; Sordariomycetes; Sordariales; Podosporaceae
Exons: 3
Coding region: 431-1441 (336 amino acids)
Molecular function (GO): pectate lyase activity
Source: RefSeq, a predicted model, not a curated record
CACCAACUUCCCCGCGAUCAAGUCUCAAGACUGAUUUUCACAACAGUACAACAGUAUCCAUGAGUAAACUUUAGUGUUAAUCCCUUUUCCGACUUGACCCAAGUUCUCACAUCAAAGUAGCAUUCUCGCAACGCUGAUCCGAUCGGAAGACAUAUUUCCACCACUCAGGGGCGAUUUUAGGGGUGGCCUUGGCGCGAUCUCUUGGCCAAGACGGAUAAAAUCACCACCACCAUGUCUGGAAGGAGGUCUCACGCCGCAAGCCAUCGUGUUUUUCUAGGCAGGGUUCCCCGCUGGGAUGGUAACCCAUUGAGCUUAUUCACCGUCAUGUCACGUCAUGACAACACUGGCCCUCUACUAUAAGAGCUUAAGCAAUCACCGCAAUUUACACAGGGCUGGUCGCUCACGACUAGUUUGAGACAUCACCCACAAAAUGCGGUUCAACCUUCUCUUACUGUUUGCUCCCUUAUCAGGGGCUCUUCCCCUCCUCCCCACCUCCCUCUUCGGCCUCGCCUCCUGGGACGUGGAAGGCUUCGCGAGAGAUAACCCCCUCGGCCCUACCACCGGCGGCAAAGGCGGUCCCACUGUCACCGUGUCCACCGUCGCAGACUUCAAAGCAGCAGUCACCGGUGAUGAACCAAAGAUUGUCCUCGUCAGUGGAGAACUAAACUUCCCUUCGAGGCCCAAAAUCGGAUCCAACAAGUCAGUGAUCGGGGUGGGCAAGACAGCGCAGAUAACCGGGUCAGGGUUGGAUAUCGUCAACGCGACGAAUGUGAUCAUCCAGAAUCUGAAGAUUAGUUUUAUUCUGGAUAACGACUGCAUCACGAUAAGAAACUCGACGAGGGUUUGGGUGGACCACAACGAGUUUACGAGCGAUAUCUCCAAGGGGCCAGAUGAAUACGACGGCCAGGUCGACAUCAUCCGCGGCUCCGACUGGAUCACCGUCUCGUGGAACUACUUCCACGACCACUGGAAGUCCUCCCUCGUCGGCAACGACGCCAACUUCCGUGACAUUGACUUUGGCCACCUGCACAUCACCUACCACCACAACCACUGGCGCAACGAGGGGACUCGCGGUCCGGCCGGACGGUUUGGUCAUCAGCACGUCUACAACAACUUGUAUGAGGACUUUUUGUACCAGGCUAUCCACUCGAGGUCGGACAACCAGGUGCUGGUGGAGGGGAAUGUCUUUAGGGGUAAGACGAGGGAGGCGUUGAGUACGUAUGGGUUGGUGAUCCCGGAUGAUUCGCCGAACACGUGUGUUUGUGGGGAUGAGGAGCUGGAUGGAUUUGCGAAUUUGGGGGCCAGAAACGACUGGGGCGGGGCGACGGUCAACAUCACGCAGGUGGGAGACUUUGUGAAGGCGCCGUACAAGUACAAGUUGACGCCGCUGCUGUUGGUGUCUCCGUUGGUGAAGUUUGGCGCGGGAGUAGGGAAGAUCUGA